Messenger RNA from Gigantopelta aegis, 1319 nucleotides. RefSeq lists its product as uncharacterized. The transcript is spliced from 6 exons. Lineage: Eukaryota; Metazoa; Mollusca; Gastropoda; Neomphalida; Peltospiridae. Bases 909 to 1226 code for a protein of 105 amino acids. The record is from RefSeq and is a predicted model, not a curated record.
ACAUAUCGUCUAUUGAGUUUCACAAAUGGUAAGUAUAUGAAAAUAUUUAUAAAUAUUUAUGUAAAACCACAGUGUAAGGACCUGUGGGCAAAAAUAUAAUACAAUACAUAAAAUCCAGGGCCCGGUUGUUCGAAACCUGGGUUAACUUAAUCACUGAUUAACACUAACUAUGAGUUAAAUUCCUUAACCCAGGGUUGGCUAAUCACUGGUUAAAAAUCCGUUGCUGAAACACACUUUUGACUCUGGGUUAGCAAACCCAGGGUUAGUUUUCACUAACCCAGGGUUAACUGGAGUUGACCAAUGAAAGCAAAGUAAACAACUUCCCAUAAUUCUAUUCUUUAUUUACUUCUGUCAAAUUUGUUCGUCUGCUAGGUCAUUUUUUAAGAGUUAAUUAAUUACACAAUGAAUAGCAAACGCAAUCCGAAUUUUGAUAUUCGCGAAGUCUCUGUUAUCGUGGACUAUGUGGCACAACAUAUAGAAACAUUAAGGGCGAAAUUGACUAACAGUGUUACAAACGAAAGAAAACAAAAGCUGUGGACUACGCUGACAGCUGAACUGAACUCUUUGGGUAUCGCACUAAGAAACCCCGACACAGGUGAAAGAGAAAUGGAGAAAAUUAUACGCGGCAGCAAAAAAAAAAGAAUGCCGAGAUAAUUAAGUGUACGCGUUUGACAGGUGGGGGACCCGCCCCCAAAGAACUGUCGCCAGUGACGGCGAAAAUCGUCGACAUUUUUGCGGACGACCCCAGCUUCAUUGGGCUCCCAGACGGUCUGGAGACCGUCAUUGGUCCCAUCGAAAAGUCAUUGACUAAUGAACAAAAGAGUGUUGACGAAGAAGUGGAAGAAGACAUUAUUGACUUAAACCUCAGUGAUGAAAGACCAUUCGCCCCAGGUAGCAGCUAUGUGGACAUGAGCACUAGUCCAAAUGAGGUUCAGCCGGAGCCGGAAACGUCACAAAAUAUGGAAAAACCCAGAAAAAGGAAACAUUCUUUGAUGAAAUCCGGUGGACAACAUAAUGAUGUUGAGCAUUUGAAGAAAACAAGAACAGGAAUGCCUGGAGAUGAGCUUAAAAAUUUGCAGAUGGCUGUUCUUAAAGAGGAAUUGGCAAAAAUAAAAGAAGAGAGAGAACUUAACCAGUUGCAGAAAACAAAGCUGCAGCUUCAAAUUAAUUUUAUAAAAGGACAUCAAAGUCCACAAUACAUAUUUGACUUGUGCAUGGAACAGUAGUCAUUGUACAUCCGUCUUUAGACGGGCGUGUAAUAAUUGGAUGAUGUUCCAUUGUUUGUUGUAUGGCUCAUUAGCCAGCCUGUCUUUGAUUUU